AUGGCAGACGUCCCUGUGCCAGAGACCACUGCAGAAGAGGAGUUCGAGCUUUUUGGUCCAGGACCAGCUGCGGCAGCGCCUGAAGCGGCUGCUCAGCAGGAAGCGAAUCCGUUUGCUCCUGUGCAAGGUCCGGCUCCUGCUCCUCCGCAAGCAGCACAGCCUUCUGUACCAGCGGCGGGUUCGCCAUCUGGUGCUACUGUGCCUCCGAAGGCUGCUGCUCCGAGUAGCAGCUCUGGUCCUGCAGGUUUUACGCCUGAGCAGAUGCCUGGAUUCAUGAUGGAAUUGCUUCGUCAGCAGAGAGAGAUGAUGGCAAUGAACCAGCAGCUCGUUGCGACGAUGCUCCGGAGAAUGGAUCUGGAGGAAGAGAGAAGGAACAAAGCGGAAGAGAAAGUUCACGAGGCAGCUGAAGCGGCCAAGCAGGCAGCAGAGGCAGCUAAGACUCGGGACCCCUUCCAGCCGAGCACUGCUCCCGCGAGCAGUUCUGCUGCGAGUUCGGCAGUUUCUCCGGCAGUUCCGUCUCCCUCUGGGUACUCUGGUGCUGGAGGCCGUGCAGAGAAGUAUCUGCCGAACCUUCCGGUGAUAGACCAUCAAGGCAUGGGGAAAGGGCGCAUGAAGGAGGUAGAGACUUGGCACUCCUUUAUGGAGACGCUGAGUUCCUGGCUUGCCCUGCAGGAGGAAGCAUUUGUUCGGGAACUGCAGCUUUGUAUCCCCGUGAAAAAGGAGAUGGUGCAAGCUGACUUGAAUCCCGAGACUGCAGCGCGUAGCUCCAAGCUGUUCUACUACUUGACGCAAUCCCUCGCCAAGUGGGAGCGAGGAAGCGAGCUCUUGAGGUCCUGCUCGAAGAGGCAGGGACAGAGCGCCUGCGGCUACGAGGUGAUUAGAACGAUUACCUCUCAGUACUCCAUCGUGUCACGGAUGGAAGCUGUCUUCGUGAGAGAACAGGCUUUGAAGUUGUACCAGCACGUUGGGCAUCUGAAGAGGCCCACCGACUUGAUUCGACAUCUUGAGGAUUCGUUUUCGAAGUCUGAAGCGAAGCUGAGCAACUUUCCGGAGCUUCAGCUGUCUGAGGCUGACCGCUGCUCUGUCCUGUUACAGAGCUUGGGUGCAGAAGUGCGUCAGUACGUGGUACUGCACGGGUCCAGCUCGAACUGGGAAGCUCUUCGAAGGACGCUGACUUACUACGAGGAGCAGCUGCGACUGUGUGAGGCCCCUGGGUCUUCGGGCCGAGCCUUGCAGGAGAAGCUUUGCGACUACUGCGGGAAAAAGGGACACACAGCCGACAAGUGUUGGCAGCGCCAAAAGGAAGAACGCGGUGGUGCUCCGAAGGGCAAAGGGAAAGGAGACAAAGGAAAGCCGAAAGGCAAAGGCGACCAGACCCCCAAGGGAUCUGGCACGCCCCGUGGUUCCGAGAAGGGCAAGGGCCGAGUCGGGAGGAAGCGCCACAGUGAUGGCGAUGAGGUUUUCCUGUCCUGGGCGUGGUUCUUCGGAGCCCUCUUCUUCGGUUCUGAGUCUAUGGGCUCCUUAGGAUCCCGUGUGUUGAAGCACGGCGACGUUCAGGAGGUGGAACUGGCGGGCUUGGCUGCAGCAUGGCAUCAGAAUCCUGAGGUGAAAGAGAGACUCAUGGAGGAAGGAGCAAAAGGGUUGGUUCUGCCUCCGGAAGGCGAAAAAAGCCCGGUUUGCAUCCAAGCUACGGCUGUCGCCAACGAUGUGUUUCUGAAACCUAUCAUGGUGCAGAUGCUAGCUGCACGGAGCUUGAAAAUCCCGAGUAUUGAGGUUUUGGUUUCGGAACUUUCUGCUUUGUGGCAUAAGUACUACGAGGCCAAGGAAAAGCGCCGGGCUGCCGCAGCAGGGAGACCUCCCAAGUUGCCUGAAAGCUUUCGCUUGCCAGAUGCAGUCAUGGCUACUUGUCAUUCGGAUGCGAAGCACAUUAAAAGCCUGCUGUCAAUGUGCAAGAAGCAGUGUGUCAGUGACCGAGCAUCCCGGGAUAUCACGUAUCGCCAUAUCGUGGCCGCCUUCGGAGCGAAGGCAGCUUAUCCAGAGCUGGAUGUGCCUGCCGCCGACGGGCACGAGGGCGGGGAUCAUGGUGAUGAUGAUGAUGAGGAAGAAAGAAAGGAAGAGGGUGGGGAAGUUGUGGAAAAAGUUUUGGUGGCCACGGCUGCGAAAACGAAGCCAGCUCCCCGUGCCGCAGCGGUUCCUGUGGAUGACGAUGAUGACUGUGUUGUGACGGGUGGUAUUGAAGCAGCCCGAGAUAUGAAACGUCGUAUGUUGGAGCAGCAGAUUGCCAGCAUCCGAGCACGGAUUGCCGAGAAAAAGCAGGCAGCUGAAGAGGCGGCACAGGUGUCGGCUCCGGCUGCUGCGGGAUCCGCGAUGGAUGCCAUGGACACCCAGCUGGUGCAAGUUGAGCAGGAGAUGGUUGUGGAUCGUCUAGAUCAGCUGGGCUUGCAGGCAAGAAAGAAGGCGAAGGCACGAGCCAAAGGCAAGGCCAAGCGAGGGGAUUCGGAGCAGGAGGAUGCAGACGGGGCACAGGGUUCAAAGGAGCCACAGGGUUCGCAGGAGCCAGAGGAAGGUUCGAAGGAGCCACAGGAGCCACAGGAGAAGGAGGAGGAGCAUCCCCAGCCAUCGAAAAGAAAGCUGAAACGUGCCAAAACCAAAGCUUCCAAGGAGUGGUCUGCUAAGGAGUGGGAGGAUGAUUGGGAGGAGGAUUGGAGUGAGUGGCCCAAGGCGAUGAAGAAGAAAGGACCGGUCUGCAAAAGGCCGGCUGCUAAGAUCUCGAAAGGGGAAAAGGAGCCGGACGAGCUCGAGAUCAAAGCUUUCAUCCACGAGUUCAAUCGAGCUGGGGCCAAGCACAAGAUCAUGGCCUACUGGUCCCGAGCUGGCUUUGGGCUCUUGGAGGCAACCCCGGACAGUCCCCAGGUUGCCUACUGUGGAUCCACGAAGGUUGACGUGAUGGCCAACUUCUUGCCCAUCAAGCAGCUUGCCCUUGAUCUUCAUGUUGGCUUCGAUCCGAACGAUUCAUUCAAGAAGUUUGCCUACAGUGGUGGUUCGUCGUAUUCUUCAAUCAAGAUCUGCUGGCUACACUCGGAGCAUCGUCAAGGAGACCAAGGGUUCAAUGCAGUGGAGAAUGGUGAUGCAGAGUCUGGGUCUUCGCCUACCACGCUAGCCGAAACCCUCUUUCCGGCGACACAGCCGGAUGGGCCGAAGAAGACCCCUCCACGCACUGGCUCCGGUGGGGAGUCUGAUGAUGAUGAUCUCCUGCAGCAGGAGAAAGACAACCUUCUACACCAGCUCAGGAAGAUCGAGGAUCAGCUCCAGAGGAAGCGAGUGAAGGAUGAACUCCGGGGCAACCCCUUCGCCGUCAACUGCCCGACCGAAGCCAUCGACUCGCCGAGACAGACCCGUGGCAGCCCCGUUGCGAGUUGGUGGAAAGGCCGUGCCAUCUCGAUCUCUUUCGUGCACUUCGACUGGAACGACGAGGAGCCGGAGGACUACGAGGAGGACGGUGACGAGGAUGGCGAGGCGAACAGUGGCAAGUACGGUAUGGUCUACGACCCCAGGAACGGCAAGGUUCUUUCCGAAGCAGCCAUCGACCAACGUGUUCGCAGAGCCUGUCAAAAUGGCAAAAAAAAGAAGGCGACCGGGGGCCCAAAGGCAGUGGAGAUGUACAAGGACCUCGGCAGUCGGGAGGAGUUGACGAAGAUGCUCAUCUCGGCUGCUUUCAAGCGGAAUAUCACCAAGUUCUCGGAGAAGACACACAAGAAGAAGACUGACACAGUUGCUGGUUGGUACACCGAGUCAGCGAUGUCUGUGCAGCUGGAAGAGAUCAAGGAGAUCGUCGAUUACACCUCAACCCGACCCGCUUUGAGGAGGAAGUACAAGUACAAUGCCAAGAAGCUUCAGCAUUGGGUUGACAAAGAGACCAUUGGUGUGGACUCAAGCGAGACGAUCAAGGGCACACGAAAGGAAGUGAGCACGAAUGACAAAGAGCUUCCCAGCGAAGCUGAUGGUGAGGUUUCGGACUUCGAAAAGGACGAGAAAUCCGACGACGAGCACCGGCCGAGCCAGAAGAAAAGCACGCAGGAGGAUGACCUCUGCGAACGGGCCGAGAAAACGAUGAGUGACCUGUUGCCCCCCAUCGCCAAGAUGCACGAGCUUUCCGAGAAGUUCACGAAGCCCUACAACACGGAUCCGAAGCCCACCCAUGCAAGGCAUGCAAGCGAGCUUGACCGACUGGCUGGCAACAUGGAGGCCGUCUACGAUGCAUUGGCCGAGGUUCUGGCGAACCUGAGUGCCCAUGGCGAAUCUGCAACAGGGGAGAGCAUCUGGGCCGAUGCGAAAUCACGCUUGGAAGAGCCGGACCCGCCUUCUGCGAAAUCGAUUUAUGCUAGGCUUGCCAAAGGAAGCAAGCAUCGAGCUGAGAAGAAUGCCUUUCGGGAGCCUCUUGGUACAACUAGUUCGAUUCUACUGGUUUGGUUGUUCUCGGUUGAAAAUAAAAUAAAGUAUGACUUUGCAUCUCCGAGCAUCAUAAAUGACAGGUUGCAGCAAAGCGGACAUACUUUGCAAGUAGACAUCGACUACAUUCCGGUUGAAACAAGCACUGGCAUCAGACAGAUUCCGUGGUUGGAUCCAUACAAAAUGGUAUCUUGUUUGGCCCGGGAUGCUAAACUGGAGUUUCUACAUGGAAAGAAUAAUUUGUUGGAGUGGUGGCGACGGUUCGCCAAAGUGGAGCCUGGGCAUCGAGCUUUCAAGGCUGCCGCCCGUGGAGACAUCUCUUUGGAGAGAACGAUUCCGUUCUUUUCUCAUGGAGAUGAAGGCAGGGGCAAGAAAAAAAAGGGCAUCUUGAUAUGGUCACUUCGUGGAUGUGUGGGCUUCGGGACACGACAGUUUCAGGAAAUGCACUCCGAGGCCGAGCAGAAAAACCGAAUGGGCCUUAAUAUGUCUGCUAGCAUGACCUCCAGGUUUCUUCAUGUUGCAGUUCCAAAGGCAGUGUACGGAAAAAAUGCAGAAACUGUUUGGGAUGCAAUUGGCCGCAACAUUGCUGCAUCGUACGAGCGACUUGAAACACAGGGUUUUUUGGAUGCUGAUGGGAAGCAUUAUCAUGCUGUUUGUGUUGGCCUUACUGGAGACAACCCGUUUUUGGCCAAGGUCGCCCACUUAGAGCGAUCGUUCGCCAGGGUAGCCAAAUCGACUGGGGAGGAUGUUUCCCAUGGCAUCUGUUGGAGAUGCCUAGCAGGAACCCCAAACGUGCCUUUUGAAAAUCUGAACCUACAUCCGGAGUGGAGCUACACGAUCGACGAAACUCUGCCUUGGUCGCAGCUGCCACCUUUUUUGCGAGGGCUAGGCUUUGACGAAGACGACUUGAAAGCGCCACGAUUUCUUGAGUUCGAUAUCUGGCACAAUUUUCACGGAGGAACAGGGAAACAUAUUGCAGCCUCGACAGUGGCCGAAAUACUACCCAAUCUGGAAGUGGGAUCUAUUGAUUUCAAAUUUAGCAUUCUUCAGCAAGCCUAUGAAACCUGGCGAAAGAAGUCAAAACUGACAUUGCAUAUUGGCCACUUUGACCGGGAACUGUUCGGGAUGGAGCAGGGCUACCAAGUUCUUCCAGUUGGAUGCUGGAGCAAGUUCUCGGACACUCGUGUCCUGCUUUGUUUUCUGGAAGACUUCUUGCGAGAUCGGGCCCUCUACGUUCCAACAGAGAUUACUGAGGAGGCUCUUAUUUGUAUCGCUGCUGGCAAUCGAGCUUUUAGGCUGUCUUACCAAGGCGGCUAUUGGCUAUCUUCUGAUGAAGCGAGAUCCAUUGGUCUGUCCGGUCUCCGGUGCUUACAAUCGUAUGCUAAGCUGGCUUUUGUAACACUCCAACAGUCCAGAUCACGAUACCCGAUGAUGCCCAAGAGCCACUAUCUACAUCACUGUUGGAGAGAGAUUAUCUUGGCGGCAAAGAGGCAUGCUUGGGUGAGAAGCCCACUGGCCACAUCAGUGCAGAUGGAUGAAGAUUUUGUAGGACAAAUGUCCCGGAUGAGCAGAAGAGUAGGAAAUCAGCAGUUAAUGCUGAGGACUCUUCAGAGAUACUUGGUGGCCGUGAACAGGGCUCUCAGCUGA
This is a messenger RNA of Symbiodinium sp. CCMP2592, 6096 nucleotides long. Lineage: Eukaryota; Dinophyceae; Suessiales; Symbiodiniaceae. The record is from the annotation of a GenBank genome assembly.